Messenger RNA from Rangifer tarandus platyrhynchus (Svalbard reindeer), 3009 nucleotides. Lineage: Eukaryota; Metazoa; Chordata; Mammalia; Artiodactyla; Cervidae. The record is from the annotation of a GenBank genome assembly.
AUGUUGGAGGCGUUGGGCUCCCUGGCGGCUGCCCUCUGGGCCGCGCUCCGUCCUGGCACUGUCUUGCUGGGGGCCGUCGUCUUUCUCCUCUUAGCUGAUUUUCUCAAAAGGCGGCGACCAAAGAACUACCCGCCGGGGCCCCCGCGCCUGCCCUUCAUAGGCAACUUCUUCCAACUGGACUUUGACAAGGCGCACCUGUCGCUUCAGCGGUUUGUGAUGAAAUAUGGAAACAUUUUUAGCAUGGAUUUUGGUACAUUUCCUUCUGUUCUUAUAACUGGAUUGCCCUUAAUCAAAGAAGCCCUUGUCCACCAAGACCAAAACUUUGCCAACCGCCCCUUGAUGCCUAUUGAAAUAUGUAUCUUUAACAGUAAAGGAUUGAUCAUGUCCAAUGGCCAUGUAUGGAAAGAACAAAGGAGAUUUGCCCUGACAACUCUGAGGAACUUUGGUUUAGGAAAGAAGAGCUUAGAGGAACGCAUUCAGGAGGAGGCUGCCUACCUCAUCCAGGAAAUAGGAGAGGAGAACGGACAGCCUUUCAACCCUCACUUCACAAUCAACAAUGCAGUUUCCAAUAUUAUUUGCUCCAUCACCUUUGGGGAACGAUUUGACUACCAGGAUGAUCAGUUCCAGGAGAUGCUGAGGCUGUUCGAUGAGAUCAUGUAUCUGAGGACAUCAGUGUGGUGCCAGCUCUACAAUGUCUUUCCAAGCAUAAUGAAUUUCCUUCCAGGUCCCCAGCAAACACUCUUUAGUAAAUGGGAGAAACUUAAAAUGUUUGUUGCUAACGUGAUUGAAAACCACAAGAGAGACUGGAAUCCUGCUGAAGCAAGAGACUUCAUUGAUGCUUAUCUCCAGGAAAUAGAAAAGCAUAAGGACAAUGCUGCUUCAUGUUUCCAUGAAGAAAAUCUUAUCUACAAUACCCUGGACCUCUUCUUCGCUGGAACAGAGACAACUUCAACCACCUUGCACUGGGGUCUGCUCUACAUGGCCUUGUACCCUGAAAUCCAAGAAAAAGUCCAAGCUGAGAUUGAUAGGGUGCUUGGCCAAUCUCAGAAACCAAGCAUGGCCACACGAGAGUCCAUGCCCUACACCAACGCUGUCAUCCACGAGGUGCUGAGAAUGGGGAACAUAGUCCCUCUGAACGUACCCCGGGAGGUGGCAGUGGACACCACCCUGGCCGGAUACCACCUGCCCAAGGGCACCGUGGUCACGACCAACCUGACUGCUCUGCACAGGGACCCCGCAGAGUGGGCCACCCCUGACACCUUCAAUCCAGAGCAUUUUCUGGAGAAUGGACAGUUUAAAAAACGGGAAUCCUUUCUGCCUUUUUCAAUAGGAAAGCGGAUGUGCCUUGGAGAACAGUUGGCCAGGACUGAAUUGUUUAUUUUCCUUACUUCACUUCUGCAAAAAUUUACUUUCAGGCCUCCAGAGAAUGAGAAGCUGAGCCUGAAGUUCAGAAUGAGCAUGACCCUCUCCCCAGUCAGCCACCGCCUCUGUGCUAUUCCUAGGGUACUGGGCUCCCUGGCGGCGGCCCUCUGGGCGGCUCUGCGUCCUGGCACUCUCCUCCUGGGGGCUGCCGCUUUUCUCUUCUUUGCUGAUUUCCUCAAGAGGCGGCGUCCAAAAAACUUCCCGCCAGGGCCUGUGGGCCUGCCCUUUGUAGGCAAUUCGCUCCAGCUGGACCCUGAGAAGGUGCACCUGACGCUUCAGCAGUUUGUGAAGAAAUAUGGCAAUGUUUUUAGCUUGGAUUUUGGUACAUUUCCUUCUGUUCUUGUAACUGGAUUACCCUUAAUUAAAGAAGCGCUUGUCCACCAAGGCCAAAACUUUUCCAACCGCCCUGUAAUGCCUCUCCAAGAGCAUGUCUUCAACAAUAAAGGCUUGAUCAUGUCCAGUGGCCAAUUAUGGAAGGAACAAAGAAGGUUUGCCCUGACAACUCUUAGGAACUUUGGUUUAGGAAAGAAGAGCUUAGAGGAAUGCAUUCAGGAGGAGGCCACCUACCUCAUCCAGACGAUAAGAGAGGAGAACGGAGAGCCUUUUGACCCUCACUUCACAAUCAACAAUGCCGUUUCCAAUAUUAUUUGCUCCAUCACCUUCGGGGAGCUUUUCAGCAAUGAUUACCAGGAUGGUCAGUUCCAGGAGCUGCUGAGGCUGCUGGACGAGGUCUUAAAUCUGCAGACAUCAGUGUGCUGCCAGCUCUACAAUGUCUUUCCAAGGAUAAUGAAUUUCCUUCCGGGUCCCCACCAAACCCUCUUUAGUAAUUUGGAGAAACUGAAAAUGUUUGUUGCCAAAAUGAUUGAAAACCACAAGAGAGACCGGAAUCCUGCUGAAGCAAGAGACUUCAUUGAUGCUUAUCUCCAGGAAAUAGAAGAGCAUAAGGGCGAUGCUGCUUCAAGUUUCUGUGAAGAAAACCUUAUCUACAACACCCUGGACCUCUUCUUUGCUGGAACAGAGACAACUUCAACCACCCUGCGCUGGGGGCUGCUCUACAUGGCCCUGAACCCCGAAAUCCAAGAAAAAGUCCAAGCUGAGAUUGACAGGGUGCUCGGCCAAUCACAACAGCCAAGCACAGCCGCGCGAGAGUCCAUGCCCUACACCAACGCUGUCAUCCACGAGGUGCUGCGAAUGGGGAACAUCCUCCCUCUGAAUGUGCCCCGGGAGGUGGCAGUGGACACCACCCUGGCCGGAUACCACCUGCCCAAGGGCACCGUGGUCACAACCAACCUGACUGCACUGCACAGGGACCCCACAGAGUGGGCCACCCCUGACACCUUCAAUCCAGAGCAUUUCUUGGAAAAUGGACAGUUUAAGAAAAGGGAAUCCUUUCUGCCUUUUUCAAUAGGAAAGCGGAUGUGCCUUGGAGAACAGUUGGCCAGAACUGAGUUGUUUAUUUUCUUUACUUCACUUCUACAAAAAUUUACCUUCAGGCCUCCCGAGAAUGAAAAGUUGAGCCUGAAGUUCAGAGUGAGCUUGACCCUUGCCCCAGUCAGCCACCAGCUCUGUGCUGUUCCUCGGGGCUGA